AUGAUUGCCCCUGUCCAAGAAGCCUUCGUCGAGAUUCUGGCCGAUACCAAGAUAUCGGGGGACUUCUCUGUUGACGAGAACGUGACCUCAAUGCUCCCGAAAGGCAGCAAAGUCUUAUCCGCCAUCAAGUUUGGAAUGUCAGCGUGGACCAUCACAGCACGUCUGGAAGUCGAGCUCCCGGACCAAACACCCAUGCAAUACUUUCUCAAGUGCGCCACUGGGGAAGCCGGACGAACCAUGAUGGAAGGCGAAUUCAAUUCCAUGAGCGAACUGUACAACACGAUGCCCUCUUUCGUACCGAAGCCCUACGGCUGGGGAAAAUAUGCCAGAGGCUCAGCUGAACCUGAAACGUACUUCUUCCUAGCGGAAUUUAUCGACAUGAGCGACCGACCGCCCGAGCCCACUCAACUGUGCACGAAGCUGGCCCAGCUGCACCGAGACAGCGUCUCGCCGACGGGCCAGUUUGGAUUCCACAUCACCACGUGUCAGGGCCGGAUCCCACAGGCGGUGGCCGGGUGGGAAAGCAGCUGGACGGUCUAUUUCACGCGACUGUUGCAGCAUGUUAUGGAGCUGGACAUGGCCACCAACGGACCAUGGGCCGAGUUGGAACGGCUCGAAGACCGGCUCGUGAGCCACGUCGUGCCGCGCCUGCUCGACGCCCUGGUCCAAAACGGCCGCAGCGUCAAGCCCUCGUUAAUCCACGGCGAUCUGUGGGAGGGCAACACCGGCACCGCCUACCGGACGGGGGAGAUCUAUCUCUUCGACGCGGCCGCCAUGUACGCCCACCAUGAGCUGGAGAUCGGCGAUUGGCGCUGCCAUUACAACAAGAUCCACAGCAAGGUCUACACCAAAACAUAUCUGCGGUACAAUCAUCCCAGCGAGCCACGUGAGGAAUGGGACGAUCGGAACCGCCUGUACAGCAUCUAUUACAAUGUCAUCUAUUCGGUCAAUCACGUCAAGUCUGGGAAAGCCGUGCGCCAGACCGCGUAUGAUGACAUGUAUCAUCUCAUUGACAAAUAUGCCCCGUUCGCCAAAGACCAAGGUCCUCCGAAACUGACCGAUGCCGAGAGGGUCGCACUGUCGCAGGAACGAGAUCACACCAAGCCUUAG
Molecule: messenger RNA, 1110 nt
Organism: Capronia epimyces CBS 606.96
Lineage: Eukaryota; Fungi; Ascomycota; Eurotiomycetes; Chaetothyriales; Herpotrichiellaceae
Exons: 2
Coding region: 1-1110 (369 amino acids)
Source: RefSeq, a predicted model, not a curated record